This is a messenger RNA of Papaver somniferum (opium poppy), 777 nucleotides long. RefSeq lists its product as uncharacterized. Gene Ontology annotation, molecular function: zinc ion binding; nucleic acid binding. NCBI's taxonomy places the organism in Eukaryota, Viridiplantae, Streptophyta, Magnoliopsida, Ranunculales, Papaveraceae. The record is from RefSeq and is a predicted model, not a curated record. The coding region runs from base 1 to 777 and encodes 258 amino acids. The transcript has a single exon.
AUGUGGAAAUACGUUGAUGGUACUGCUAAACGACCAAACACUGCUGAUACAACUACUAAAGAAAAGGAUAAAGAGCCUGCAGGAGAAAGCUUAGAAACCUGGGAAAUCAACAAUCAUAGGAUACUCACAUGGAUAGGCAACACGGUCACAACCUCCAUAAGCAUGCAACUCAUCAGAUUCGAAACUUCCAAAGAAGCCUGGGAUUUCCUCUCAAAAAGGUAUACCCAAAUCAACUUUGCUCAACGUUAUAAACUUGAACAAGAUAUCAGAUCUCGUAAGCAACACCAUGAUCAAUCUAUUUCUGAUUUUCACUCUGAAAUGUCAGUUAUAUGGAAUCAGUUAGCUCUUAUGGGACCCAACUGGACCAUAGAUGUUGAAUUAUGGGAGAAAUAUAGGGAAGAGUCACGACUAGUUCAGCUGUUAAUGGCACUAAGAGAUGAAUUUGAAACUGUUAGGGCGUCAAUUCUUCAUAGAUCACCCCUACCAACCGUAGAGACUGCACUUUUUGAACUUAUUACUGAAGAAACUAAGAAGCGAAUCAAAUCUGAUAUCCCUACCGUACUAGCAGUACCUUCUCGAACAAGUUUUAACAAUCAUUUCAGCUCUCAAAAAUAUCAUCGUGAUACAACUCAACCUGUAUGCUUUAACUGCAAGAAACCUGGACAUAUAGCAAAAAAUUGUACUUUACCACCUAAUGCAGUAACAUCAAAUGUGUCUCAAGGCUCAACUUCACAGCCUCAUUGCAAUUACUGCAAAGAACCUGGACAUACAGAUUAA